AUAAAGGCAGCUGUUAGCCUGGGAAGCGACUCACACUGAACAAGCUAGAAAAGAGCUCGCCAACGGGAGGCCCCAGCAGGGUUGCUGUUGAAUAAUCCCUUCUGACAGCGGGCACCAGCGCCUUGGAGAAAGUUUUUCAGACAUGCGGCCUCGAUCCCAGCUGCUAUCCAAGAAGCAUCUGCCCACAAUAUGUGAAGCGUAUGAGGAGCUUUUCCAGGACCGAAUCAUUUCGAGGUCAGCGGUCAUCCGGGCCGAUCCUCUGUCUGCUGAUGAUUACCUGCAGUCCAUCUGUCAACUCGCCACUCCAACGUUUCCGGCCCUUCAGAGCCACACGCGGGACACGCAGAGCAUUAAUAAAACCAACCAGGUAAAGCACAGCCAGCGCUUAACCAGGCUACCUCUUCUGGCCCGACCGUUAACCCCCAUAAUUCACUGUCAUCAGGAUGGGUCUAUCAGUCCCAGUGAGCCUCAUCCAGGGAAGGCAGGCCACGGUAUAAAAGCUACCAGCCAUUUUCAUCCCGACCCACUGGAACAGCUUUAUGGACAGCAGGAGAAGCUCCACCUAAAAGAAGUUGAGGGCAAAUCCAGACUGAACAGACGGCCACAGCCGAGAAGCGAGGUGGGAUGCAGCCCUGUCCAGGAGGUUGGCAUUCCCGCAGUCCAAUUAAGCUCUCAUACAGCAAGGUCAGAAAAAAGCAGCCAUGAUGGCCUACCACGAACAAACAGUUUCCCUCAGCUUGGCUCUCCCAGACUCGUACAGCGGAAAAGCAGUUGCCCAGAGAUCGGCGAGCAUAAGGAUAAGCUCUGGAAUUCUGCAGAUGUGACGGCUGGAACUGCGAUGAGUCCAAUAAAGUUAAAGAUUCCCAGUAUAAAGAAAGGGAGCACUGCUUCUGGUAUGUCAGAAAGCACCGAGGACUGUCCGUUAGCAGGCGCUGAUGAGAAUAAAGUACUGUUUGACUGGACGCCGAAGUGCAGGAACAUCUGGAAGGCUACGAGAUUCCAGACCUGCAUGCUUCCGAUCAUUGCCGAACUGUAACUGGGACAACUGCAGGCAGUGAGUUGAUUGAUGGACCAAAAAAAAAGGAGACAAAGAUCUGGCUUACCUCGUUGAGUCACAUCGCAAACAGGAUGGACAUUGUUUUGUCUCUAGGAACUGUAUUGGUGACCUCGUCCCAGAAGGGGUUUGUAGGACUUUAUAGUAACAGACGAGAUUUUUCUGGUCGAUAUAAAGAUAAUGUGCUGUGUGACUAGAGUGACACCUGCUGCUCAGCACAGUAAUGACAUGUUGUCAAGAUAUUCCUUCACUUACCUAGCAAAUUUACUGAGACCAAUUCUAAGAGCAACAGUCCAUCCCAGCCAUACUGGAACAAAAAGGCAGGAACCAGGAUGCCAGUUCAUCACAGGGCACACUUGCAUUGGGACACCGGUUAUAAAAUGAGAAACUCAGGGGCGGGGUAGGGCCUCAUGGGUACAACUCAACGUUAGGGGGGGAUAAGCUUAG
Erpetoichthys calabaricus (reedfish) is the source of this 1501-nucleotide messenger RNA. RefSeq lists its product as uncharacterized. The record is from RefSeq and is a predicted model, not a curated record. Gene Ontology annotation, cellular component: mitochondrion. NCBI's taxonomy places the organism in Eukaryota, Metazoa, Chordata, Cladistia, Polypteriformes, Polypteridae. The coding region runs from base 143 to 1036 and encodes 297 amino acids. Gene Ontology annotation, biological process: regulation of autophagy. The transcript has 2 exons.